Messenger RNA from Pieris macdunnoughi, 714 nucleotides. The record is from the annotation of a GenBank genome assembly. NCBI's taxonomy places the organism in Eukaryota, Metazoa, Arthropoda, Insecta, Lepidoptera, Pieridae.
AUGAGAAAUAGGGAGAUAUUUUUUCUAUGGCUAAAGACACUUCGGCCUCUAUCAGAACUGCUAGACAUGGUCAAACCACCUCCAGAGCGUGGAACUAAUAUACAAGUACAUUCUACGCCUUUUGGAUGUGAGGUUUUCCUGAAUGCAGUGACGCGAGGGUCUGUAUGUGGAGUGGUGGGGAAAAGGCCCUCCCUGCUUUUGACUGAUGCUGCUACAGCACUUGGCUCGGAAGGUGGACCUGUGUAUACCGAAGGUCCGACUAAAGAGUUAGUGGGAGCUGUAGUAUGCAGUGUGUCGUGGUGGAGAGGUGAAUGGGUUGGACUGACCCUGGCGGCUCCUUUGCGCUCAAUUCUUGCGGCCAAACUCAGAGUUCCUCCAGACAGUGUACCGCGGGCACCCAUAUCUCCUCUUCAUAGUCAAAUACUUGAACAAAUAGAUCGAGUGACGAUAUUAGUUCGUUGUGGCAAUGCAUGGGGCGCGGGCGUAUACUUGGGAAGGGGAUACGUCAUCACCUGCGCACACGUCGUUAAACAUCAUGCAUCGAGUAAAGUCUCCCUAUAUUGUCAAGGUGUCAAAGAAACGGCCAUAGUCCGGUACAAGACUGCAGACGACAAGGCUUACGACCUUGCUUUGCUCUUCACGAACCCUCAGUCCUGGACGCAUUUAUUACCCGCUGAGUUUAGCGAAGAACCUGCCACUAAAGGUGAGCGAUAG